UCGACGUUUAGGACCGGCAACGUACAGUGAGUGCUCGUGUACCAUCGAAUUAUUACGAAGGAUUUUUUCAGGAUGGUCAACCGGAUCACUUCGAUAUCAUUUAUAGUGGAUAACAGUAAUGGAUCCAAAGAGGGAAGCGCAGAUUUUGAAAAAGCCAUCAGAUAUUGCGGAUACGGAAAGUUUCAUUACGGCUUGAUGUUACUCUGCGGUAUGAUGUUCCUCUCCGUUGGUUUUCAAAAUAAUAUAAAUGCUUACAUCUUACCUUCGGCCGAAUGCGAUUUGAAAUUGUCUUCCGCAGAUAAAGGGCUCUUAAACGUCGCCUUUCUCGUGGGUGGAGUUAUCAGUUCAAUCUUUUGGGGUAUCUUCGCGGAUGCUUACGGUAGAAGAAACGUCCUUUUGGUGACCUUUAUGAUUGAUAGCAUUUUUUCAAUUACCUCGAGUUUCUCUCAAAGCUUCAACAGUUUACUGAUCUUUCGUGCAAUUAAUGGUUUCACAAUCGGUGCUCCUGGAUCAUUGAUCUACACUUAUCUCGGUGAAUUUCAAUCGGAAAAGUAUAGAUCUAAGAGCAUCUGUUACGUUGGCUUCUUCUGGACUCUCGCUUGGCUCAUAUUACCUGGUCUCGCCUGGAUAAUAAUACCACUUUCGAUUUCCAUCGAGUUCAACGGUAUCUCUUACAAUUCUUGGAGACUUUUAUUAGCAUCGAUCGGCUUACCAACAUUUUUCAUAGCUCUUGUUACUUUAACUUAUCCGGAAAGUCCAAAAUUUUUGCUUUCACGUGGCAAGACCGAAGAAGCAUUGAGAAUUUUAAAAAAAAUUUAUGCCAUCAAUACCGGUAAAAGAGAGGAGAAUUAUCCGGUGAAAACUCUUUUGUCUGAAAGUACAAUGAUCACAAGAAAAGAAGGAUCUUCUUUAUCAGUAUUUGGAUUGUUUACAAUCUUAUUGAAAAACAUUUGGUCUCAAAUUCGAUCAAUCUCCUCGUUUCCACUUUUAAAAUAUGCCAUACUCUGUUGGACGAUAUAUUUCACUAAUAUGUUUGGAUAUUACGGAUUGGGUCUCUGGCUUCCUGAGCUCUUCAAUCGUUUUGAGAUAUAUCAAAAAUUACAUCCAAACGUAACGAUAACCGUUUGCGAAUUGAUAAGAAAAACAGAUAUAUUAAAUCAUUCGAACAUUAAAUCAACAACGUUAAAUGAAUCUGUAAUUCUUCAUCCAUUGAUGAACGCAACAGAGAAAUGUAUUAGUACAAUGGAUAAAAAGGUUUUUACUAAUGCAUUAACGAUCAAUGCCGUUUGUUUAUUGGGAAAUAUAGCAUCUGGUUACUUCGCAGAUCGGGUUGGUCGUCGAACAAUACCAGUAACUACUAUGUUGAUAGCUGGUGUCUUUGGGUUCGCAACUUACUUCGUCAAAUCUUCCUUACAAAUUCUCGUAGUGACCUGUCUGUUUUCACUGACAAUAGCCACGGCAAAUUUUGUAAUAGGAAGUGUUGUGGUCGAUAUCUUUCCAACGCACGUAGGAGCGAUAGCUAUCUGCAUGAUGACAUGCUUUGGUAGGAUCGGUGCCAUCGCAAGUAAUUUGGCCUUUGGUAUGCUUCUCGAUAUCAGUUGCGAGGUGCCAAUUUUCUUAGUGGGCAGCAUCGUUAUUGGUAAGCAAUAUCGAUUAUCGACGAUCCAAAUAAGGAUCACUUUGAUAUGCAUGAAUAUAAUUAUACGAGACAAUUCAAUCAAUUUCUUUUUCAUUCUUGUUUUUCAGCCGGAGGCAUCCUAGGAUUGUUGUUACCAAAAAGAAAUAGCUGAGAAUAAUUUCUGAUAAGCGACGAGUUCAAAAGUAUUCGUCUACUUUUUUGUUUCCUUUUUUCUUAUCAUUUUUUUUUCUUUUUUUUUUUUUUUUUUUUUUUUUUUAUUGUUCUUUUAUCAAUACCAAUUUCCUACUCGGGAAUGCUAAUCUCGUCGUUUAAAUCUAUUAGUAUGUUUCGAUGAGAAAUAAUGAAUUGUGGUUCGCGUGAUCCCUUAAUAUAAUUUUAUUUAUUGAAAGUAGACUUUAUAUAGCAUGGAAAGUAUAUGAAUAAUGUAAUUAGAACGGUAAUUUUUAAUUUCUCCUAAAAGAAAACGGAAUAUCUAUGUUAAGAAUGUUAAUUGUAAUCGUUCAUUUUAUCGACGAUCAUUAGAGAUCGUUACAUUAUCGACUGAUCGUUACCGACCGCUUUUCUUACCGACGUGUUUUCAUUCUUCACUUUUCACACGAAUAUCUUGACUUUUUAAAGUGCUGCCAUCUCUUGUUAAAUAACAUUAUUCUUUUGAAAAAUUUUUAAAGAGCAACGAUACUCGAUAGAUAAAUCGAGUUUAUAGAACUUUGCUAUCUAACGUAAAAUAUUCGCGACGAUCUAAGAAAAGAAUAAUGUUAUACAAUACGAGAUGAAUUCUUUCUUCUUCUUCCCCUCCCCACCUCCUCUCUCUAAGCGUGACUCUUUUUUUUUUAGUUUCAAAUUCAAUCGAUAUUUAAAUUAAUAUGGGUUUUUUUUUUUUUCUUUUUUUUUUUUAAACAUGAAAACACACCGAAUAUAUGAUAAUAAAACAAGAAAACUUACUUUGAGCGUUCAGAAUUUUCUAUCCACACCGACUCGUCGUAUCGUGGCAAAACAACACUUGACACCUGUAUUAUUGGUAUAUGUUAAACGUGAUCGGUUGGUUAAUAACGUAUCUACGAAGGAGAAGUACAAAUUUGUAAUUUCAUUUAUUAUUAUUACGUGUUUCUUUUUCUUUUUUUUUCUUUUUUUUUCUUCUUCUUCUUCUUCUUCUUCUUCUCGUAAAAAUGAAAUAUGAGAGGAUUUCCAUGAUCUUCGAUACAACAAAAACGAUCGUCUUAGCUUUGACGCGCGUUUUUCUCUCGUGUUUGGAAUUGAAUACAAUAAUAUUAUAUUGAAAAUAAUAUUGUGAGUUUCUCGGGAGGUAUUCUAAUAAUAUCGUUAUUUCGUUAUGCUACAGCGCUCUUAUAUUCGAUAUUCGUUUUUAUUAUUCGUUAACUAUUAUUAUUAUCAUUCAUCAUUAUCAUCAUCAUUAUCUUCAUCAUCAUCACCAUCA
Messenger RNA from Vespa crabro (European hornet), 3074 nucleotides. RefSeq names its product synaptic vesicle glycoprotein 2C-like. The transcript is spliced from 9 exons. The record is from RefSeq and is a predicted model, not a curated record. Gene Ontology annotation, biological process: transmembrane transport. The coding region runs from base 73 to 1761 and encodes 562 amino acids. Gene Ontology annotation, cellular component: membrane. Gene Ontology annotation, molecular function: transmembrane transporter activity. NCBI's taxonomy places the organism in Eukaryota, Metazoa, Arthropoda, Insecta, Hymenoptera, Vespidae.